Molecule: messenger RNA, 4306 nt
Organism: Aedes albopictus (Asian tiger mosquito)
Lineage: Eukaryota; Metazoa; Arthropoda; Insecta; Diptera; Culicidae
Gene: drosha
Product: ribonuclease 3
Exons: 4
Coding region: 121-4272 (1383 amino acids)
Biological process (GO): rRNA processing; primary miRNA processing; pre-miRNA processing
Cellular component (GO): nucleus; microprocessor complex
Molecular function (GO): ribonuclease III activity; RNA binding
Source: RefSeq, a predicted model, not a curated record
GCUCACUCAUUUCGUGUGUUUAUUGCAUCGUGCAUCAAUUUUUCAACCUGCAGUCGUGACUCGUGAAACAAUGUGAAAUUUUAAGUUUUUAGUCUCAAAUUAUUGUGAAAAGUAUCCAAAAUGAGCUAUUACCGACCAAAUUCAAACUACUCCGCGUCACACUACGCUGGUCGUUCAUCAAAACCUGAACAAAAUGGCAACUUUCCACGUUCCAGUCAAGCAGCACCAAGAGACCCUCCGCCACCAGGAAUUUUUGACGAGCCGUACUUGCAUGUGGAAUCAGCCGACUUUAGUGUACCUCCUCCAGUAAUUCCCCCCGUUAGACCAGCCUCCCAACCACCACCUCAUUAUGCCACUCCCACCAGUGGCAAUGGUGCACCGUCACGAUAUCAUUCUUCCGGAUCACAGUCGUACUACUCGGGUCAGUAUCCAUCGUCAUCCAAGUCAUCAUCUUCGCGGUACUACGGUUCGUCCGGUUCGCGAACCAGCGAGAGAAGAGAAGGUUCGGAAACGUACUCGAGCCAUUCGAAGAAAGACAGCUACGGUAGAAGCCGUUCUUCGCCACCUCCUGGCAGCCACUCGUACCGCAGUGGCCGCAGUCAUUCCGUUCCUACUAGGGAUCACGACCGCAGCCCAAAAAGUCGUGAUCGAGAACGGGACCGUGAUCGAUCAACAAGAUCUUCUACCCGGACGGAUCACACAAGACGGGCAGAAUCGUCCGCUCCUGACAGCAGCAAAGAACGACCGCCGCGAGCUUCCAGAUUUAAAGUGGACUCUGAGCGUGAAGCAAUAUUGUCGAAAUGGCGUAAAAACUUUUGCGAGACCCCCGAAGAUAUUCGUAGGAAACUGGCCGAACUAACCAACGACGACGAGAAAACGUCAUGGGUUCGAUCAUCUCCAGCGGAUUUAUUCUACCGGAGAAUUUCCGACAAAGUGGUCGAAGGAACACCCCGAUUGGAUGCCCUGUGUGCUUUGUUCGAGGAGGAACUUCUGCGUCGAUCGGAUCGUAUCAGGGCCAAGCAAGCGCCUUACCAGCCGCCACCGAGGAAGCACAAAGUUCGCAUCUGUCGGCAUAAGAAUGACAAAUGCUCCUCGUCGGACUCUUCGGACGACGAACUGAAUUUUGAGGAAGAGUGCAGCAUGGAAGAACUAACAGUUAAGAUAAAGCAUCCCUAUCGGCUGCACGCGGAUCUGUGGCACAACGAUGCGGGAGAAAUGAACGAUGGUCCGCUGUGCCGAUGUUCGGCAAGAUCUAGAAGAACUGGAAUACGGCAUGGAAAGUACCCCGGAGAAGUUGGCUUCAGCAAAUGCUUAUCUAAUUCAAACAAUGCAGACAAGCUGUACCAUUACAGAAUUACCAUUUCACCGCCCACAAACUUUCUGACUAAAACCCCAACAAUCAUAAAGCACGAUCAGCACGAAUUCCUUUUUGAAGGAUUCUCGCUCUUAUCGCAUCAACCGAUCGGAGAACUUCCUACGUGUAAGGUGAUCCGCUUCAACAUCGAAUACACCAUCCUUUACAUCGAAGAGCAGCUGCCGGAAAAUUUCACGAUCAGUGAGCUGGAUCUCUUCGAGCGAUUCAUGUUCAAGGAGUUGCUUGAACUGAUUGAUUUCACCGUGUUUCCGUCGGGUGCUGGUCCGGAGAAUUCGUGUCCUUGCUAUCAUUUCCUUCCUAGGUUUGUUCGGGAUCUACCGGAUAAUGGAAAGGAAGUGCUGGCCAUGUGUGAAGUACUACGUUACCUUUUGGACAAUUCUGGUCCAUUGGUUGCUCCGGAUAUACUGAAGGAAAUGAAUGAUCUUAGCCAAAUCGAAUGGCAGGAUUACGUCGACUACGUAAAAGGAAUGGUGGUGACAAAUCCCGGCAUGAAGCCAUGUUCAGUGCGGGUGGAUCAGUUGGAUCGGAAUGUGACGGACGUCCCCAAGGCCAAUCUGACCGAUGAUGAGGGCAAUGUCCACCCUGUCAUCGUUCAUUUUGGUAUCCGCCCCCCUCAGUUGAGCUACGCUGGCAAUCCUGAGUACCAGAAAGCUUGGCGUGAAUACGUGAAGUUCAGACAUUUGAUAGCAAACAUGUCCAAGCCAUCGUUCGAGGAUAAACGUAAGUUGGAAGCGAAGGAGAACCGAUUGUUGGAAAUGCGAACACAGGGCCGGAUGAAACGGAAUAUUACGGUUGCCGUUAGCGCCAAAGGAUUCCACCGAACGGGAAUCAUGUGUGACAUGGUGCAACAUGCCAUGGUUAUUCCGGUACUAACGGGACACUUGCGGUUCCAUCGGGCGCUUGACGUACUGGAGGAGCACAUUGAUUACAAGUUCAUCAAUCGUUAUACGCUGCAGCUGGCCUUGACGCAUCCUUCGUACAAGGAAAAUUUCGGCACCAAUCCGGAUCACGCCCGAAACAGUUUGACCAACUGUGGCAUUCGGCAACCGGAGUACGGCGAUCGGAAGAUUCAUUUCAUGAACACUCGCAAGCGCGGUAUCAAUACGCUUAUCAGUAUCAUGUCUCGGUUUGGCAAGGAAUACGAAACCGAUAGCAACAUAACGCACAACGAACGGUUGGAGUUUCUGGGCGACGCAGUGGUGGAGUUUAUAACAUCGAUCCAUCUGUUUCACAUGUUCCCAGAUUUGGAAGAAGGUGGUUUAGCAACGUACCGAGCGGCCAUCGUACAGAAUCAACACUUGGCCGUGCUGGCCAAAACGCUGCACCUGGAAGAGUUCAUGCUGUACGCCCAUGGGUCUGAUCUGUGCCACGAGCUGGAACUGCGGCAUGCCUUGGCCAACUGUUUCGAAGCAUUGAUGGGAGCUCUCCUAUUAGAUGGGGGAAUUGAAACAGCCGAUCGAGUGUUUGCCUACGCACUGUUCCACGAGGAUACAAAUUUGAGGAAUAUUUGGGUCAACUAUCCACCGCAUCCGCUACAGGAGCAAGAACCUUUGGGCGAUCGCCACCAUAUCAAAUCAUUCGAAAUGCUGAAAACGUUGACUAAGUUUGAGGAUGCCAUUGGGGUGAGCUUCAAUCACAUCCGGCUGUUGGCUCGAGCUUUCACUGAUAGAUCGAUUGGAUUUACCAACUUGACGCUGGGUUCGAACCAGAGACUGGAAUUCCUAGGGGACACCGUACUGCAAUUGAUUUGCUCGGAGUACUUGUAUCGGCACUUUCCGGAACAUCACGAAGGACACUUAUCGCUGCUGCGAAGCUCGUUGGUCAACAAUCGAACCCAGGCCGUCGUUUGUGACGAUUUGGGAAUGACUACGUACGCGGUUUAUUCCAAUCCGAAAGCUGAUUUGAAAACCAAAGAUAGAGCAGAUUUGCUGGAAGCUUUCCUGGGGGCUCUCUACGUCGAUAAGGGUCUUGAGCACUGUGAAACUUUCUGCCACGUGUGUCUAUUCCCAAGAUUGCAAGACUUCAUUAUGAAUCAAGACUGGAACGAUCCAAAAUCGAAGCUGCAGCAAUGUUGUCUAACGCUUCGUACGAUGGACGGAGGAGAACCGGAUAUUCCAAUCUAUAAGGUCAUCGAGUGUAACGGUCCCACGAACACUCGUGUUUAUACCGUGGCCGUGUAUUUCCGUGGUAAACGGUUGGCCUGCUCAAAUGGCCACAGUAUUCAACAAGCCGAGAUGAAUGCUGCUAAAAAGGCACUCGAAAAUUCGAAGGAUCUGUUUCCGCAAUUGGAUCAUCAAAAACGAGUUAUUGCACAGAGCUUGAAGAGGCAACGGGUACGGAGGGGUUCCAUGGACGACCGUUCGGAUGAUCCAGAUCGACUAGACGGAGGCUCUUCCGGGUCAUCCUCCCCGUCUGAUUCAUUUAGAAAAAGGCGUAGAAGGGUACCGGAAACGCCACAACUACCGAAGCAGUAUCAAAUGAAGGAUAGCGACAGCGACAUGUCGGCCGAUGAACGGGAAAAGAAGAAACGCUCUAGAAGGCUACGGAAAAAAUCUCGUUCCGUAGAGAAAAUUCCCGAUCGUCCGGUAAUAAACACGCAUGACAAGCCCAAGUCGAAGGCGAUUAGUCUGGUGGAACAGUACGAGUCCCUAUCGGAUGAAGUUGAUCUUCAACUGGAAGCUAUCUCUGAAUCAGAUGAAGACUUUGAUGUCAAGUCGAACCUCAAGCAGGAAAAUAAAAGCGGUGUGUUGUUGUCUGGCUCCAACAGCAGUGAAAAUGUUGCCGAAAAUGUUGCCAUAAAGGUGGAAAAGGAAACGUUUGCCAGUUCGGUGCAGAUGUUCAAAAUAGAAGGCACCGACGAUGUAUCAUCGGAUCUUGAAUCAGGUGAAACUGAUUAAAAUUUUGGGGUAAGUAAAAUUUGUUUAACAAAAA